Molecule: messenger RNA, 573 nt
Organism: Paramecium octaurelia
Lineage: Eukaryota; Ciliophora; Oligohymenophorea; Peniculida; Parameciidae
Source: the annotation of a GenBank genome assembly
AUGAAAAUGUAAACAAUUCGGACUAUUGAUUUUAGCAAGGCAAAUAAAUAGAUAAAGGAUUUAUCCAAUAGAUUUCUGUAGAGCAAAAUGCUGAGGAAGAACAAAGAGAAUUGCAAUCCAAAUACUGGGUCUUAAGAGAGUGCAGCUAGAUUACUUUUAGAGGCCUUGCAAAAACCUAUCUUAAGAAAUCUGAGAGAUUUAAUUAGGAUUAAGGAAUCAAUGGUUUGUGAGAGAAAUAUUUUCGAUGAAGUGUGUUCGAUGGGUUAUAGUGAGAAUUCAGAUGUGGGAGAAGGGUUCAAGAUUUCUUUUGCCAACCUCAGUAUCAAGUAGGAGAGUAUUGUAGAUUGUGAGAGCAUUUAACCAACCAAUGCUCCGAUUCUAUUGUUUAUGGUGUUAUAAAACAUCCGAAAGAAGAAGAUGAUUAUUUCAUUUCAAGAAAUCAAAUAUUUUAUUCUUUAAAGGANCAAGUUGCUUUCAUAGUACAAUCUAAAAUAAUAAUAGUUUUAUUUCGGUUUGCAUAAGGAACAGACUUUAAUUAUGAUUGGAUUAUAGUCUUCAAUUUAAAGUAUUUGA